AUGAAUACCAACAACAAUAUCCUUGACGACAUUGACGAUCGCGAGGACGAGAACAUGGACGAGGACGAGCUUUUACGGCAGCAGCAGAACACCUGGACAAUGUGCAUCGAACACGACGGAGGAGGCGCGCGACGAGAUGUGCAUCCUCCUCCUCCUCGGUUGAUCCCUUUGUCCUCCAUAUCCAAGGAAGGCAUCGAGGCAUCCGAGAUCCGAAUGAAGAUGAUGAAAUACGAAGCCGAUACUACGAAGCCGUUUUCGCCGCCGCCGCCGCAAAGGAACAACGGUACGAUGGGUGUUGCCGUGCAGUCGGUGUCAAAAUCUGUUGGCACGCAAACAACAACCGAUGAUGUCGACGACGAGGAGAUGUUUGAUACCGAUGGUGCUGAACAACAACAUUCGAUGUCUCUUGGAUUGCGCAACGACGAAAGCGCGCUGCCGAAGAAGAAGCCGAAGGUAAUGAGGACGGCGAAGACGACGAGAAUUUUGGACGACGAUGACAGUUCGGGCGACGAUGGAGAAGAAGUUCAAACGGUGAAGAACGAGAAGGAGAAGAAAUCUUCCUCGUCGGGUACGCGGUGCGAUGAUAAAAAAGGCCACUGCGGUUUCGGCGUGCCGGGGUUUGUCGAGAAGCAGCCUCAAAUGCUGUCGUCGCGGCUUCAAAAUCCAUCGAAUAAUCCAGAACAACGAGAAGAAAAGCAACAACACCAGUGCAAAAAGAGUAGCGAUAACGCGACGACGACGAUUGAAGACCAAGAAGGAGAACUCGCAGUAGUACCGAAACACAAUCAUCGCGAAUUAAACGCUCUCGUCGACUACAAUCGCAACGGUCGCGCGACGAAUAAUGCCAAUCGAAGAGAUCAAUUCACGUCAUUCGUAUCGAAUCCGGACAAUAAAAAACUCCUUAAAUGCAUAUGCAUCAAAGCUGGAAACAACGCUCGUUUCUUUCUUUCGAAAGUUUCGAAAUCGUUCAAAAAAGUAACUCUGCGAGACUUUGGCGUCAAGAGUUCCUCGAACUUAGAACAAGGAAGAGUCAAAGCGGUAAAAAUUUCCGAAAUCGAAACGCCCGCGCAAUUCGCCUUGUGCAUCGAACACGGAUUACAACUCAACGAUCUCGUUUUCGCCGCGUUAGCCGACGGCGGCCGCCUCGAGGUUUUGAAAUACAUUCACGACCACCUCUUGCCGGACAAAAUGUACCUAAACUCUCUGGCGGUGGAAUACGCCAGUCAAAACAAUCAUUUGCAAACUUUACAGUAUCUCGUUGAAUACCACAACGCGCCUUUAUGCAAGGACGCCUGUUGGAGAGCCGCUUGGAAAGGUUCUUUCGAGUGUUUGCAAUACUUGGUCCUCGAACGCAAAUGUCCGUUCGAUCGACACGAGUGCCACGAGAUCGCCUACCAAAGCGGACAUUUUGACCUCGCGCGAUGGAUUAAAGAGCAUUAA
This is a messenger RNA of Bathycoccus prasinos, 1440 nucleotides long. RefSeq lists its product with no specific name. Bases 1 to 1440 code for a protein of 479 amino acids. NCBI's taxonomy places the organism in Eukaryota, Viridiplantae, Chlorophyta, Mamiellophyceae, Mamiellales, Bathycoccaceae. The record is from RefSeq and is a predicted model, not a curated record. The transcript has a single exon.